GCCGGGAAUACACAAGCUGUCGCCAGUUCGCAGCUACGCUUCACGACACAUCGUGCCAUCUGUUCCUUACUAAAAAACACCAAAUAUGUCUCUCCCAACAAUCACAAUCGAUGAGCUGUCAAAGGGUGUCGACGACCCGACCACCAACGCCAGCUCUAAGAAGCUUCUAGAAGGAAUCCUCAAUGACUUCAUGGACUUGCAGUACGGCAAGGAAACUCCCUACACCACCGGCAAGCAAGUUAUCCCCAGCGGUUGUUCUGCCGAUGAUUUGGACAGCGCUAUUGCUGACGAUACUACCGAUAAAAAAUUUAAAGCUGUAUUUGUUAAGAUCUCAGAUGUAAACAAGAGUGGAGACCUCACCCCGCAGACCAAUAAUGGUGGCUGGGACCCUAAGUACACUCCCGUCCUCGUCCUUGUUACUCCUAACCCUUAGAUUAGUUGUUUAAGUUAUUGUAUUCUUUCAUAAUUUAAUGAUUGUAAUGUUUAAGUAAUAAAUUUGUUGUAUCUA
This is a messenger RNA of Papilio polytes (common Mormon), 508 nucleotides long. RefSeq lists its product as uncharacterized. The transcript has 2 exons. NCBI's taxonomy places the organism in Eukaryota, Metazoa, Arthropoda, Insecta, Lepidoptera, Papilionidae. The record is from RefSeq and is a predicted model, not a curated record. Bases 86 to 433 code for a protein of 115 amino acids.